Anopheles aquasalis is the source of this 2672-nucleotide messenger RNA. Its product is annotated as proton-gated ion channel subunit pbo-6-like. NCBI's taxonomy places the organism in Eukaryota, Metazoa, Arthropoda, Insecta, Diptera, Culicidae. Gene Ontology annotation, cellular component: membrane. Gene Ontology annotation, biological process: monoatomic ion transmembrane transport. The record is from RefSeq and is a predicted model, not a curated record. Gene Ontology annotation, molecular function: extracellular ligand-gated monoatomic ion channel activity; transmembrane signaling receptor activity.
AUUGCAUGCACUAGACAAACCUUCACGUGUUUCAAGUGCAUCUAUUAGCUACUUGGCGCUCUCCUGUCUUUAAUAGCGUAAUAUCAUCCAGCCUACGGACUCAUUCUGAUAAUCUACUGAUUGAUGAUGCAGUUAAACUAGCUAGCUGGUAGCAUAGAAGAUGGCAUUGCAAUACUUCUAGUCGGUUUAGUUGCACUAGAGCUGUUGGUAGAUACAGGCAGUAGUAUUGUUGCACUGAGGGCGCACGGGGAACGAUCAAAGGUCAUAUUGAUAGGAAGUGUAAUAAUGUUCUUCACGUGGGGAGGCUUAAUUAUGCUAGUAAUGAGGGCUAGUGUAUCGGCUGAACCCAUGAAGCCUUUUGAAUGCGUGGGAAAGGGGGAUAUCAACAGCACGGAGGCUGCUUUGAAAAGUUCAUUAUUUUGUAAUACAAACUAUAAUCCUCGGUACCGACCAGUCAAGUAUCAACAGGACCGCCUAGCAAUGUACAUUGGUGCUGAAGUGAUCAACGUAGAGCGAACGCGUCACGAAGAAGCAAGGCUGGAAGUAACAUUAGAACUGUUGAUGCAAUGGUAUGAUGAUUUUUUAAACUGGAAACGGUCCAGCCACAAUAUCGAAACCAUUAACGUGUCAGAACACAACCUGUGGACUCCAACGUUUGCGGUGAAAUCUUUUCAAAAAUCAACACGCGAUCAGAGUACAAAACAGUGUACUAACGUUAAAUGCCAUCUCAGCUAUGAUGGAGAAGUGAUCUAUACUGUUCUGUGCACAUUUCUAGUCGAUUGUUAUUCUGAAGCACGAUACUGGGCCUUUGAUACGAAGAUAUGCACGCUUCGAAUCUAUUCGUCUGAGUACGACACCAAUCAGCUGUCGCUGUUUCACUUUCAACGCCGUCUAUCCUAUCCUAGCUACCCCCUACUACCAUACAAAAUUACUUCGUUCCAAAUGGCCACAGUAAAUAGCACAAUGAGCCCUGAGUUUCGCAUGGACAUAGCCAUCGAACGGAUGGUUGGAUCACAUCUGGUAGUAUUUAUAGUGUUUAUUGUGCUACUUGUUUUGAUCAAUCUUCUUACUCCUUGGAUAUGGAUUACGUCGAGUGCCCGGGCGAUAACAUGCACAGUAACCGUUGUCUUGCACACUCUUUACAUGAUUCUCCUCUACUGGUACGGCUCAAUCAAAAUGAAGCCGGUCCUUACCCUUGCACACCUGCUACUUUGUUCAUUCCUUCUGGCAGUUUUUUUUACAGCCUGGACAUACUAUGCCAGGUUCCAAACUAAUCGGCCCGAGCCAAACAUUUUGCAGCGACGUGGACUAAUUCAUUUUAUGUGCGUGUUAAGAAAAAACCGCCUGUUUAGUAUGUUUCUAUCUAUUGGAUACUUCGAUCACAGCAACAAACAGAUCGAGGAGCUCUCAUGUGAAUGGGGCGACACGCGACGCGCCUACAACACUGGAAGAUAUUCGUCGAGUGUCACCCAAAUGACCGAUACUGAUACUCCACCAGCGAACACGGAUGGGAAUCAGCGGCGCAUGGAGUUGAAUUUACUAAUGCAAGCGUUCGAUCGUAUACUGUUUUGUAUCAUGUUAACUGCCUAUACAUUAUUACUUUUCGUUUAUGCUAUCUAAUUUCAAUUAGAACCCAUCGUGUUCAACGUAUACGUAGCGUAUGGUAGCAAGAGCGCAACACUAUUUAAUCAAUUAAUCAAUAACAUUAAAGAGUUUCCUCGAACAUAUAAGACCGUUGUUGUGUGUUUAGAAUGAAUAAAUUCCACAACCUAACAAUAAUGUUAGUAAUUUGCUAGUACAUUCCCGUCCGAAAUUAAUAUCAGUUUAGACGUCGCAGAAUUACACAAUACAAUAAAAACUAUUCAAUCUUUGUUUCAUACUUAUGUUUUAUAUGAUGCAUAGUCCACGAUUUAACUCGUUUAAUUUUAUUUCGGAUGAAGGAAAAAAUCAGACAUGAAUGUACAUGUAUACAUUCUAUUUUUACCAAUUUGUCCAGUUUUAAUGAUUUCUAUUUAAAAAAAAAACAAUUUAAUCUUCAAAUUGCACAGACUUAAUGGAAGAACAAAAAUGUAUUAUCUUUUUUCACACUAAUUUUAUCGUUUAGCAAACAUUACUCUUAAUUGAAUGCUGAUUGCUUCCGAUCCCUGGAAUCUCUGGAUGGAUAACGAACGCUUAAUUUGUAUGAACUACGCUACGCUAGGAGGGAAUAAGAUUUGCUGCGUGAUAAUUUAUGUAUCUCCAUAUUUCUGGACUUUUUCUACGCUUAUCGAUGAACACUUUCUUUAAUUCGUGCCUGUUACUCUACAAAUAGUGUAUGUAUAAGACAUAAACCAUUAAAACUUCAGUUAAUGUCCCGAUCGAAACGAAGACUAAAUUCUUUCAAUGGAACGAUUUAAAGGUAAACUGUUGAUUUUAAGCUCCGAUUUUGAUGAGUAUCUUUUGGAGAAAUAAAAAAAAAUCGUCAAUCGUCAAAAAUUUCCAGGCUAACUUUAUUAUUUGUAACAGUAAAAUUUAGCUGCUUUCUAUAACAUUUUUUUUAAAUAAAAAGAAACAAAUUACACAAUCAAUGGUAUCAACUAAUGUAUGUUAUCAAUAAAUUAAUGUAUUAAUGGUUAGUUCAAAACAUACAGCCAAUCCGUUCUGAUUAUGUUACAAAAAAAAAGGUUACCGCC